AUGAACACAGUCGAUCAGCGACCCCGGAGAUAUUCGAACAGGGCCGGUGGUCGCUGGCGUAGCAGCUCGUGUUCCGUCGAUGAGUCUGUCUAUCCUGAAAGACGUCAUGUGGAUGUACGGCAUCUGGUUCAGCAAUUGGAGGAGUUGCAUGCUACAACGCCGACACAGGAACGAAUAAAGUACAUCACUAUUACUGGGUUGUUUGUUUUGUACAUGCACAACCGGUAUAUACAAUGGCAUCCCAAAUCUCCCAACUAUUGUGAAAGCAGCCAUUCGGAAUCGGUGCAGUCCGAAGAAGAGAUAGUUGUGAACGACACGGUUGGCUCAUAUCACUGGUCAGAAGCAACAUUGUUGGAUCACACUAACUUCAAUAUGCUUUUCUUCCUGUUGAUUGGCAUCCUGCUGUAUUAUCGUGCAAAGUUCUAUGCAUUCCAGCGAACAAAACUCCUAAAUUUGGACUUGCUGCCCCCGGUGGAGAAUAGAUGGCAACCUCCAAGAAGUCCGGAUGCUUUCAUUAAUAAUAACAACAAUAAUUUUUCCAAAACCAAUGGAUGGUCUCCUGUUGGACCACGUUCUUCUGCAUUUACUCGAUCGUUGGUUGAACAACCGCCUUCUUCCUCGGCAUCCCAAGCGUUUCUCGAUCUCAUCCCCAACGGCAUUGUCACCUCACGUACGACUCCGAAAGUCACUGUUACGAUGGCAGUUGGGGAGCCAGGAGCCCAUUCAGGAGUUCCCUCACAUCGUACUAAGGAGUCUACAACAACAAAGGUGACAGCGUCGGACACAGAACUGCUACAGUUGCUCUCUACUGGUGAGUUGAAAACUCGCGAUUUGGAAUCUGUUGUCGGUAAUCCAGUCCGUGCGGUGGAAUUACGUCGCCUUGAUCUGGCUCGACUUCUUUCCAUCCCCCAUGUAUUGGAACGUCUGCCUUACAAGGAAUACGACUAUCGUUUCGUCCAUGGCCAGUGUUGUGAAGAGGUACUGUAG
Molecule: messenger RNA, 987 nt
Organism: Echinostoma caproni
Lineage: Eukaryota; Metazoa; Platyhelminthes; Trematoda; Plagiorchiida; Echinostomatidae
Source: the annotation of a GenBank genome assembly